Oryza sativa Japonica Group (Japanese rice) is the source of this 932-nucleotide messenger RNA. Lineage: Eukaryota; Viridiplantae; Streptophyta; Magnoliopsida; Poales; Poaceae. The record is from RefSeq and is a predicted model, not a curated record.
ACAUGAUGCUCUUCCAUUAGAUGACCCAACAAGGCAAGCAAACUAGGCUUCCGUACACACGUGCACACAUUGGUGAAAACCAAAGUAGCGCUCCAUUAACAUGCUGCGUCCUCCGCCGCCCUCGUCCGUUCUCACGGCCAGCGCCGCAGCAGCUCGGCCGCCGGCGUCGGUAGUGCAGCCACAGCGGCAGGCGGCCCACCGGCGGAGGGCGGAGACGCUGCGGCUGCGGCGCGUGUUCGAGAUGUUCGACCGCGACGGCGACGGCGUGAUCACGCCGGCCGAGCUGUCGGGCGCGCUGUGCCGGCUCGGCGCGCGCGGGGAGGCGCCGCCCGCGGCCGCCGCGCUCGACGCGGUCGUCGCGGCGUACAUUGCCCCGGGGAUGGCGGGGCUCCGCUUCGCCGAAUUCGAGGCGCUCCACGCCGAGCUUGCCGGCCUGGGUGGUCGUCAGGCGGUGGCGGCGGCGGAGGCGGAGGAGGAGAAGGAGGCGGACAUGAGGGAGGCGUUCGGGGUGUUCGACGAGGACGGCGACGGGUACAUCUCCGCGGCGGAGCUGCAGGCCGUGCUGUCGCGGAUGGGGCUCCCGGAGGCCGCGUGCAUGGCGCGGGUGCGCGACAUGAUCGCCGCCGCCGACCGGGACAGCGACGGCCGUGUCGACUACGAGGAAUUCAAGGCCAUGAUGGCCGCUGGUAAUUAAUUCGGACGUGUACGUAGCUAGCGAUUGGAUUUUCUCGUCUCAUAUCGAUCAAACACUCCUGUUCAAAUACAUCGUGCAAACUGUGGUUUCAAUCCUGUAUAGGCUCUCCUUGUAGUAGGAUGUAAAAAGAUAAUAGAAAAUCCAUUGUGUAUCUCGAGGUUUCACAUAUGAGAUCAUCGGAGGAGGUGGUUGGGAACCCCACCUCCCCUCCAUGCAAAUCGAAGUUUGUUUUAUUGUA